UUAGUUCGGACAUAUCACCUUUCCAUCAGACGGUCUAAUCAUGGGAUUCGAUCAAGCAGCAGCCAUGGCGGCACAUUCUGCAAUGCCGCGAAAUCUCUCAUAUUCAAAAGUAGCCAGAGCAUUAGCUGGUGAAGAACUAAGCAACCGUGAAACCCUACCGUUGGAUGCCGGAAUAACCGCAAGAGAGGAAGGGCGGUUUGUAUUUGAAUGUGCAUGGGAAGUUGCAAAUAAGAUCGGUGGUAUCUAUACUGUACUUAGAAGCAAAGCACAGAUCAGUAUAGAAGAGUUAGGUGAUCAAUAUUGUAUGUUCGGGCCAAUGAAAGAUGACAGAUGGCGACUUGAAGUUGAAAAGGUCGAACCUGAAAAUAGGACUAUUAGAGCAGCAAUGAGACUAAUGCAUGCUGCAGGGUUCAAGUGCAUGUAUGGCCGUUGGCUUAUCGACGGCUACCCUAAAGUGAUAUUGUUCGAUAUUGGGUCCGGGGCACCGAAAAUGAACGAAUGGAAACAAGAGCUGUUUGAUCGUUGUCGUAUUGGAAUUCCACAUGAAGAUAUUGAAUCCAAUGAUGCUGUCAUCUUUGGAUUUAUGGUGGCUAUAUUCCUGAAGAAUUUUUUGGCUUCUAUCUCAAGCUAUCGACCUUUGGUGGUUGCACAUUUUCAUGAAUGGCAAGCAGGAGUUGGAGUGCUUAUGUCACGAUUAUGGAAGCUAGACGUAGCAACCGUCUAUACUACUCAUGCUACCCUUUUGGGUAGACAUCUAUGCGCCGGAGGCUGUGAUUUUUACAAUAACCUUGGAAAUUUUAAUCUUGACGAGGAAGCUGGGAAAAGAAUGAUCUAUCAUCAGUACUGUAUCGAACGAGCCGCUUGUCACUCAGCUCAUAUUUUCACUACAGUAUCAGAGAUCACAGGAUUGGAAGCCGAACAUUUAUUGAAACGUAAACCGGAUAUUUUAACACCAAAUGGACUGAACGUUGUGAAAUUCGCUGCUUUGCACGAGUUUCAGAAUCUGCACUCACUCGCCAAAGAAAAGAUUCACAACUUCGUCCGGGGACAUUUUCAUGGACAUUUGGAUUUUGAUCUAGACAAGACGCUCUACUUAUUCACAGCUGGAAGGUACGAAUUUUCAAACAAGGGAGGCGAUCUAUUCAUUGAGUCCUUAGCUCGGCUCAAUCACUACCUACAAACCACUAGCGACCCAAGACACAAAGGCGUUACCGUAGUUACCUUCAUUAUCUAUCCAGCCCCCUCAAACUCCUUCAAUGUUGAAUCGCUAAAAGGACAAGCAGUCACGAAACAGCUAAAAGAGGCUGUAGAUAGGAUCAAGGAAAGCAUUGGACAACGUAUGUUUGACGUAUGUCUGCAAGGACAGCUGCCUGAUGGUCACGAUCUUUUAUCACCUGCUGAAAAAGUUUUGCUGAAAAGAUGUAUCAUGGCGACAGAAAAAUAUGAUUUGCCACCAAUUUGCACGCACAACAUGGUCCGGGGAGAUGAUCAGGUCCUCAGUGCCUUGAGACGUACCCGAUUACUAAAUGACCGCCAUGAUAGAGUAAAAGUCGUUUUCCAUCCAGAAUUCUUAUCAUCCGUUUCGCCCCUGAUUGGAUUGGACUAUGAAGAUUUUGUCCGAGGCUGUCAUUUAGGCGUCUUCCCCUCAUAUUAUGAGCCAUGGGGGUAUACUCCCGCUGAAUGCACCGUAAUGGGUAUUCCGUCGGUUUCAACGAAUCUCAGUGGUUUUGGAUGUUUUAUGCAAGAACAUGUUGAAGACCCAUCUUCCUAUGGUAUUUACAUUGUCGACCGACGAUUCAAAAGUCCCGAAGAGUCUGUGCGACAAUUAGCACAAAUUAUGUACGAUUUUUGUGGAAUGUCCCGACGACAACGAAUCAUUCAACGAAACAGAACUGAAAGACUUAGUGAAUUGCUUGACUGGAACAGUUUGGGAGUUUUCUAUAGAGACUGUCGUCGAAUGGCACUGGAGAAACUACAUCCUGACGUUGAGAAUAUUAUCAUUGAGAACGAAGGAAAGGUACCCUCUGCAGCGACGAGCAGACGUCCCAGUAUUCAUAGCAGCGAUGAGGAAGAUUCUGACUAAAAUUGGCCUGGUUCAAACUACAUCCGUGGUCACACCCUACUGCUAGAUGACUCGCUCUUGUUGCUUUCAGUUCUUGCCCUUCAUAGGAUAGGGAUUCUAUGUGUGCGCUCCCUGUAUUGGGAGCCGAUGUAUCUGCAUUCAAGGUGCUCUGCCGUGUAUUUCCCUCUUCUUACAGCUCAUGACAGAUUUUUUAUGACACAUUGUGGUAUAAAGUAUUAUCAGUU
Cylicocyclus nassatus is the source of this 2307-nucleotide messenger RNA. The record is from the annotation of a GenBank genome assembly. NCBI's taxonomy places the organism in Eukaryota, Metazoa, Nematoda, Chromadorea, Rhabditida, Strongylidae.